Messenger RNA from Scatophagus argus, 4819 nucleotides. Its product is annotated as leucine-rich repeat-containing protein 74A-like. The record is from RefSeq and is a predicted model, not a curated record. Gene Ontology annotation, molecular function: protein binding; calcium ion binding. NCBI's taxonomy places the organism in Eukaryota, Metazoa, Chordata, Actinopteri, Scatophagidae. Bases 1197 to 2576 code for a protein of 459 amino acids. The transcript has 14 exons.
UCAUGUUUUGGAAACCUGUUUGACUCACAUUUUGGCACAUUGCCAAAGUCAGGACUUUACUUUCAUUUGCAAAAAGGUCAUUCAUACUUAAUUACUGCAACUCCCUUUGUUCAGGGCUCAGCAGGAGAAAUAUCUCCCAUCUGCAAACAUGACCACGAAACACUGCAGUUCUCGCUACCCUUCACUGGUUUGUAAAAUUUUUGAAUUUAUCCCAGGAUUUUAUCACUUUCUUUAAAGCAAAGAAAGGCCUCUCCUUGAUAUGACUGUUACAAUAGCAAUAAUAAUUUGAAUUAAUUAUCACUUCACUUUCUUCACCACCUUCUGUGUCUUAAUCUUUGUUUUUACUUCGGUAAAGAACACUCUUUAGUAUUGUUUUAAGUUUUUGUUAAUAGUAAUAGUAAUAAUUAUUAUUAUAAAACAAAUGUAAUCGUAAUAAUUUGAUGUAUUUAUAAGACCAGUCGCGCUGUUGUUGAAGGAGGAACAACAGAACCUCAUCUUCACCACACUGAUUUAUAUUUAUUUUAUUUGGUGACCUUAGAUAUGAGUUGUGCUUAAAAUAUUAUUUUCUCACACUCAGACUUAACACUUGGAUGGAAAAGGGAACAUUGCAUUCUUUUUGGAUACCAGUGAUAGUCUUCUAAUUAAUAUAUUCCUUUAAUAGCAUGCCAACGAUACAUCAUCAAACAUGUUUCCUCCCUCAACUUGCUUGCAUGAGUGACAAAAAGCACUGAACUAACAUUAAAAAAGAUGUCACAUAGUUGCAAGACUUCUGCCACGAUGUUCUUCAUCUAACAACUUUACAAAUAAAUGAACAUAUCCUGUCUUGUACUGUGCUGUACAACAGAAAGUAUGUAUGUCUCGACACAGACUGCGGUGAACAGCUCCAUCUAGUGGAUUUUUUGUGAACUGCAAGAUCUGCCUGAGACCGAAUAAAUCAGUCUAACGAGAUCAUGUUGAAACUAAAUACUGGUGGAUAUGCAGCCAAGACAAACAUUAAUACAUUUAUUUUCUGUAUAUUUCGCUUUCUUUCCUUUUCCCUUUAUUAUUUUGGUCGGCUUUCAUCAAAAGGAUUUUUCUUUUUCUCGAGCAACGACCGUUGAUUUCCAUUAAAGGUUCACAUUUUUAACACCUUACACUCAGGUAUACUACUGUUGUCUCCACUCUGAACAGUGAAAUCCUCGAGGUCUUGCGGUGUGAUGGAUCAACGUGAGGAGGACGGUGUAGAUCUCAGUGACGGACAGCAAGAGGUGGAUCAGAAACCCACUGAUCAAUCAGUCCUGCCCACAAGAAACUCAGAUCAGAAGGAUAACAGCGUGGAUGAGUGGGACACUGAUCUGGAAACAGACAAUGCCACCGGCCAGAGACAGAGUUCGUCUCGUGCUGAGCUGUACCUGCAGCUGUGUCGGAAGACAGGGACCAAUCCUGUUUCCUGUUUCCUUGGUGACUUGAGUGAAGCCAAUAUCAACCUGAACCACUAUGGUUUGGGACCUCUGGGGGCUAAAGCUCUGGCCAUAGCUCUGCAGAAUGACACUGUCGUCACCAACCUCGAGCUGGAGGACAAUGCGCUAAGAGCAGAAGGGACACGCUGUGUGAUGGAAAUGCUUCAAACAAACAUCACCAUACGGAGUCUAAAUCUUUCCAACAACCAGCUGCGCCUCGAAGGUGCGGACAUCGUCUCCAGAUUGCUAGCAAACAGUUGCUACCUCACAUCCAUGAAACUCUCUGGAAAUGAUUUUGAUGAUUCUGCUAGUAAACACUUGGCUGAUGCUUUAAGGGAUGAUUUUGUUCUCAAAGAGGUGGACCUCAGCCACAACAAGUUUGGCGAUGCAGCAGGAGAACACCUGGGUCAGAUGAUAGCCUCAAAUUUGGGGAUUGAAGUCCUAAAUCUGAGCUGGAAUCGCCUUUGUGGGCGUGGUGGAGUGGCUUUGAGCACUGGGCUGAAGGUGAACUCGACUCUGAAGCAGCUCCAGCUGGCGUGGAAUGGUUUUGGCCACAUGGAGGCAGAGUCACUGGGUCAAGCGCUGAAACAAAACAACACGCUGGAGCUGCUGGACCUCAGCGGUAACCACAUAAACGAUCAGGCUGUGAUGCUGUUCUGCCAGGGCCUGGCCAGCAACAGUACCCUGAGGGUCCUCAAGCUCUCUUAUAACACUGUGACGAACGUCGGAGCUCUGAGGCUGCUCAAGACAGUUAAAAACAACAAGAGAUCAGCGGUAGAGGAGAUCAACAUUUCUACAGUGUUUGUGCGUGAGGAAUUUGUGGAGCUGUUGGAAGAAGCCCGCCAGAGGCGUCCUGCUCUGGAUGUUCAGUACAGUGUCAUGAGCUCCGUCACCAGGAACUUGGCUGCCAUCCAGAUCUUUCAGAAAUACUUUGAAGAGCGAAGUGAGAGCGUCAUGGAUUUCUUCCAGGCUUUGGAUAAAGAAGGAACCAUGAAGGUUUCCACAUCUGACUUCAGAAAGGCCGUGAAGGCAGCUAAUAUACCUCUGGAUCGGCGACAGCUCGAGUGGUUAAUCAAGAAGUUUGACAAAAACUGCACAGCCACAAUACGUUACAGUCACUUUGCUGAGCUGUCAUAGAUAUGGAGAUGUACAACAGCACUAAGAAGAGGAUCAGAGAUAACAGAGGAGAUAUCUUUAAAUAUAAGUUAAUGGAGUCUAUUUCAUUCUGUUCUUUUUAUGCUGGAAACAUGACUUUGCAAAUUCAGUAGGUCCUCUAUUUUUGCCAUACAAAUCUCACAACGGCACAAUUAUACAUUUUAAUUUAAACAUACUAACAAAGAAGAGGAACUGACAUCACACACCCAAUUGAAUUGACUGACAGGUGUAGGCUAACAGUAGCUUCCUAUGACCUCAGUGACUCCCCCUCCACUAUAGUUCUUUGCUCAACCCAGUUUUGUCCAGUGUGAAUACUUGAACCACUGACACCAACCAGCUGCACCCACCUGAGCGCUGCCAGCUGUGUCCGCCACUGGGCCAUGGGGUCCUCUGCCUCAUUCUCUCCAUCCAAAAAUAAUCUUCUGGUAUGACAACAGGACAAGAGGAGGAAGAAAAAGAGAGCUGGCAUCCAUAUCAAAAGAGCGAGAGGAGGAAAAGAAUAGGGCCAGAUGCAAGCUAGUUGUUUCGCCACAUUGGUGAGCUUUGAAUGAGAUGGCCUGCAAAGGAAACAGGACGCUUAUGAAUAUGCAUGUGCAGCUUUACUUAUGCAGGCCCUGCGGGACAGGAUUAUUAAGGGUGUGUUGAUUGUCUCAAGGUGUGAUAUCAGUGCGAUGUGUGUGUCACAUGGUGUCAGUGGUAACCUCAGCAGAGGCACUGACACAGCACACCAUCUCACCUGCACCUCUUUACUGAGUCGUGUAAACAGCUCGAUACCUUAAGUCCUGGGUCAUCGUGACACAGGACAAGACUUUGAAACUAACCUACUGUUUCAGGUAAUAUACAAUUUAUUUAUUCUUAUCUUCACCCCUGCUUCAUUGACUUCGAUCACCAGCAACUUUUGCCUGGCUUCCAUAUAAGAUCCAGUGUUAUGGACAUGUCAAAACCAUCACUGUCAGUAUCACUUUCUGGGGAGUUAAAGUAGUUUUCAGAGAUGUGAUAUGCUUCAUCAUCGCAUUUCUCUCUGGACCUUCUCCAGGCAGCACAGGCAGUGUGGUCAAAGCCAUCUGAUUCCCUCUUCAUUGUUCAUCUUUGAGGGGGUUGCAGCCUGGCUUGACUUUUUUUUUUUGUAAACAUGAAAAAAAAUGCACUUUCUGUUCUCUAUCAUAAAGACUAAAUAUGCAUAUCUAAAAGUAUUUCAAAUGUUUACUGCUGUCCACAAACGUUUCUAAUGUAAAACACCCCAUAAUCAUUAUAAAAUUAAUAUAGUUAUUUUAUAGUGUUAAUCCCACUCAUUUUGCACCAAGUUCCAGUCUUGUGUUUUGAAUAUGCUUGGAUGUGGGAUUAUGUCUUCUGUGACCUCUCAGAGUAGCCUGCAUGCCUCUCUGUUACCUGACUGUCUGCUUGCUCCAUCUUGAAUCAUCUUUACUUUGCAUCUUUACUCUCUAAACAUCUGUCUCCAUUAUUGCCUCCUAUCUUCUCAUUCCUUCAUUCAGUCUCUGAAAAUAUAAAAAAACAUCUCCUUUUUAAAAACCUGACAUUUAGCUGUUCUCAGAUUGUUCCCUCAGUCAGGUAGUUUGUUUUUGUUAUUGAGCAACUUGGGUGUUUGAAAGGGUUACUUUGCUUUAGUUUGGUUUUCAUUGCUAACAUUAUUACCACCUUAAACUCAAACACAUGUUUUCAAUUGGACUAAAAUACAUUUCUUCAUUUAAUGACACUGAUAUAAUUAGCUAUGAAAAAGACAGAAAAAAUAACAGAAUAAUUUAGGUAAAUUAUCUCUCUGAUGUGGCUUAAUGAAAACAAACAGUUAGCUGCCAAUUUCUAAUGGGCCAUCUUUCAUCUGAAUGGACACAAAGACUUAAAACCCACAUCUUAUUGAGCAGUCCAAUUGGAAAUUCACAGAUUUGGCCAAAUUUUGAAGACGAGACAAAAACCUGCCAACAAACCCUUCAGAUAUCUAUGCACCCACUGGCACACGCUGCCAAUUAGCAUGAUCUCGAAAGCGCUAAUGGAAUCUUGAGCGGUAAUAAAAGUAAAUAAUUAAAUUAAAGGAACCCUUGUAUCAUUGUUUGCUGUAUUCAGGCCCAUUAGGACCUCCAGUAUUCUCAUGGUAAUCUAAUGUUUGGGGUUUUUUGUGUUCUCAUAAUGAAUUCUGUGUUUUUCCUGCAAACAGUGUUGUUCAGACAUUUGUGUAGGUGCUGGCAGAGAAACAAAGACGUACAUUAGGA